GAGAGGAAAAAAUAAAACACAAAAUUAUGGGUCGUUCUAGUUCGAAAUUUUUGACAAAACCAAAUAAUCCCCUGCAGGAGUUACAAUACAAAGAAACGCAAAGAGAACGCUCCCGCAAGCAACAAGAAAAACAACGCAAACAAAUCGCUCGCCUGCAAAAGAAACAGGCCAAACGUCAGCGAAAACUUUUGAAAAAGAAAAAACGCAACAGCAGCGGUUCGGCUUCGACGGGACGUGGUCGCCUCUCGAAAGAGGAAUCGUUUAGACAACCAAAAAUUCGACUUCGGGGAAGUGAUGAAUCAGCAUCGGGUGCGGGUGCGAUUGCCGAGGUACGAGUGCGUUACGAUUUUCGUCGCGAAGAAUUCAAUCGUCAACUGGAGACGAAAAUACAAAAGGAAUUGAAUGAAAAUCUCUGUGGAUUUAUUUUGAAUCAAUGUGUUCUGACGAUGCAGUUUUUCAAAAAUUAUGAGAGCGAACUUUCCAACAUCACCGAAGAUUUGUUGUCCAAAGAAAAGGAGUUGAAUCAAAAUUUGGAAGAGCAUUCAAUACUGCUGACAAAUCCCCUGGAUGUUGCCGUUGCAAAGUGGAUCAAAUAUAAACCAGUUCACGGCCCAGAUAAACACAAUUCCCAGCUGCUACAAACCCAAACCAUUUACACGGUCUUUGAAAACAUCGACAUAGCUCGUCCAAAUGAUGCGAAUUACGAUUCCAUCUCCCCUCUUUGCAAGGUUGAUAUGGAAAUGGAUUUUCGGGAGACCACCCCGUGCAAGGAAGAUUAUGCCAAGAUGUUAAGCGAUAUCAAGUGGAAAGGUUAUGUGCGUCUUCGGUUGAGAGAGGAUCCAAAAAAUUCUGGGAAAUCUUUGAGUCAUCAUGAUGACGAUAUUUACAGUGAAGGUAGUUCGGGUUAUGGUACAACCAGUCCCUAUGGCAGUAAGACGGUGUUAAAUGUCCUGGGUUCCCAGCGAGAUCCGGAAAAUGAUUAUGAUUAUGCUUUCAUAACCCACCUCAAUACUCAACAUCCUUUGAAGGAACUGAAAAUGCCCAAGGAUCGGGAUCGCCUGAAAGUGGAUUCAAAGGUUUUACCCGACUCUUGUAUUUCGUCGUUGGGUAACUUUGUCCAGCCCCUGCAGGAGGAUGAGUUUACCGAUGAUGAGGAGGAAAGUGAAACGGAGGGGAGUGAUGAUGAGGAGGAGGAUGAAAGACAGGAUUACCGGGACUAUGAUACUCUGCAGGCCAUAAAACAGUAUCGCCUGGAACUGGAAAAGCGGAGGAAGUUAUUGGCCCAAAACUAUUUAAAUUCCCGAGAGUUCAUGAGAUAUUUCGGAGAACUGAUGCGCAAAAAAUUGGCACAACAAUUGCAAAUAGAUGACAAUGAGCUGGACAUGGCCACAUUUAGGGGCAGCUCCAUUUACACCAAUCGCUAUGAGGUGAUACCCGCCAUUUAUGUGGCCCAAAAUGUCAACGAGUGGCCCAAAUGUGCCUUUGAGUUUCGUUUGAGAGAUCGUCCUCUCUCCACCAAUCCCCAGACGGGCCAACAAAUCCAGUGGCCCACACGAGCCAUGAUCAAACGUAUCGAAACUUUUGGUUUCCAUGUCAUCCCCCUCGGCUAUGCACCGAAAAAGAAACGUAAUCCCUUUCGUGAUAUUGAAUGGCGUAUCGUAUUUCCCAAAGCCGAACGUUAUUUGGAACAACAUUUGACCAAUACUCAAAUCAAGGUCUACAUGAUUACCAAGGCUCUGCUGAAGAGUUUCGUUGAGCCAAUGGAGAAAAAUAAAUCUCUAAUGUUUGCCCUAGACCACCUGAGAUCCCAUCUCUUUUGGGAAUGUGAAAAGGACUACAAUGCCUGGCCGGAGGAGUUUUUGGGUGAGGUUCUGCUGCGUUUUAUUGACUCAUUUAAGCAACGGGUGCGGGCCAAGCAUUUGAGUGACUAUUUUAUAAGAGAACGUAAUCUCUUUGAAAGUAUCCCGGAAUACUCUCUCAACACCCUGUAUACCAUAUUGGCCGAUAUCACGGCAAAUCCUUUGAUGCACCUGAUGAUCUCUUUUCGGAAUUUGGAAUUUUCCGAAAACUAUUUUCCAAAAUUAAAUUUUAAGAAACUUUUUGAAAAUCUCGUCGAGAAUGAUAUGUUAAAAUUGAAAUUGUUGGCCAAGAAUGCCCGUUCGUUGAUGGAUUUGUCACAGGCCGAUGAGGAGGAUGCCUGUUUGAUGCCCGACGAGGGGGCCAAAGGUCUGCUGGGCAUGAAACAGCAUCAUGUCCGCACCAAUGGCAAACUGAGACGGAAGACCCAACUGCUGAGGCAUAAUAUGGAGCUGAAGAAACAGGAAAUGGUGGCCAGACGGAGAUCGGUGGAAUCCAUUGAUGUUGAGUUCUUCUUCAAAAAGGACCUGAACAAUGCCAAUGCGAGACAGCUCAACCAGGGUGUUGAAAAUUUGAGACGAACAAAUAUAUUGGAAAUUGUCCUAGAUCAUUUGAUAGCCAUGUCCACCAAGGCAUUGGAAUUUCAAUCGGUGUCAAUAACCAGAACCUACCUCUCACAGGCACGACGCCUUUGUAAAUUCUAUCACAACUAUGGCUGUGAUAUUGGAGCCAAGGAAUAUCUUCAUAAAAUACAAAGUCUCGAUGAGGAGCUACAAAUCUUGGCGGAUAAGGAAGAUUUUCCGGGGAUAACACCGCCCAUACUGCCGGUACGCAUUAGUAUAGAGGCAACUUCCAUACCCCCAAUAUUAUCAGGCAAUAACGACUUCAAGGAAAAAAUCGACACAGCCAUUCGCAAUGAAAAGGAAAUACAACCCUAUAAUUUAUACGAAGAAAUGGUGGAGCGGGAGCAACCACAAGAAAAUGAAGUAGGUCCACCUUGCAUACAACUCCAGCUGGACAAUGAAAGUUUUACGGAUGAACCCAUCAUACCCGCCACGAGACCCCCUGAAACUCCACGAAAAUCCAUAAAAUUCCACAAUGUUGUCAUCAAAGUCCAGGAGGGUGAUAUGAAUCCAAUACAAAAACCUGAAUGCUAUAGCCCGGUUAGUAUUUUAAGAUCCAAAGCGGAACGAAGAGAAAGUCAAGAGGAUGAAGAAGACUACAAUGAAGAUAAAGAUAACGAAAGCAUGGACGCAUUAGAUACACCAACUGUAAACGAUUUACCUGGUGAAUCGGCUAAGGAAUCGUCAUCGACAAAAUUCUUUCCCUCACUCAUGAAAAGUUCCUCGAAUUUCAUUAAAUCUUCACCGCUGGGAAAUACUGAACUCUAUCAAAACCUAUCGCAGAAUACCGAUAAACUCAUACAACACUUAUCCAAUGAAGAGAAGAAAGCUCAAAUACGUGAUAUGCUGAAACGCAAAACACUGCAACUUAAAGGUGUUUUCAAUCAGUCCUCAGAAAGUUAGUAGUAGCAAAAGAAUAAAAUGUGAUUUAA
This is a messenger RNA of Musca domestica (house fly), 3412 nucleotides long. RefSeq lists its product as uncharacterized. NCBI's taxonomy places the organism in Eukaryota, Metazoa, Arthropoda, Insecta, Diptera, Muscidae. The record is from RefSeq and is a predicted model, not a curated record. The coding region runs from base 27 to 3383 and encodes 1118 amino acids. The transcript is spliced from 4 exons.